UUGCAUAACUGCAACUUCUUUAUGUGCAAGGGCGCACUCUACACUGUCCUAGAUGGAACUAUACUUGACUGGCCACCGAAGAAUCGUACUCAAACCUUUACUAACUAGAGUUAAAUAAGAUGGAAGAUUUUCAAGAAACUAUUGCAGCAGUUACCGUAUUUAUCAUGAGUUUGGCGCUCCUGGUGUCACUCCCAGCAAACAUCGCUAUCCUAGCCGUCUUCUACCGAGAGCCGAAGGUUCGCGUACCUUCUGGAAUCUUCGUCCUGAACAUGGCAUGGACAGGAGUCCUUGGAGCCGUGGUCUUCGUGCUUCUUAUCCCGGACCUGUAUAUGGGGGUCGCGAUAGCUACGAGCAAUCCUGCGGCAUGUAGCGCGCGGGAGUUCCUUAACGAGAUGUACUCUGCUUCGACUCUUUUCUCCGUGUUGCUCGUCACCGGCAAUAGAUACGCAGUGGUGGUUUUGAAGCAUAGAUAUCAGGCUUAUUUUACUCGAUGUCAUUGCGCUCUCUAUGUGGGUAUCGCGUGGCUCUUAGCAUUGGCCUACGCUGCGGGUCUUACGAUAACCCAAUCACAGAACGCAGCUAUCGGCAACUUCAAGUGCAAGCUGGGAUUCAUCUACCCCGAAUCUGUGGCGGCCGUCCAACUCACCUUCCUUGGAGUUCUGUUUAUUUUAACUAUAGGGAUUACUGGAGCGUUAGGAAUGCAUUUCUACAGUCAAAGAAAGGUUCUCCCGCUACCGCUUAACUUUUAUAGCAAGGAGUCGAUAGAGCGCCGAAUGGCUCCCGGAAAAGAGCGACGUAUCGCGAAGAAUCUCCGAGUGCUUACGAUUGCCUUGGCGUCAAUUCUCGGGUGCUUUGGGCUGCAGAUUGGGGGCCUGGUUCUAGCCGUUUCCACAGGCCGGUGGUUGAGGAUGGUGUACACAUGUGGCGUGACCUGCUCCUACUUCGCAUGCUUGAUUCACCCAUAUUUAUUCGGAUACCUAAAUCGCAGGCUCAAGCAGCCUAUGAGGCGACUCUGUAGACGUGCAUGCAAUGCUGUGUUUUGUACGCACUCGCGUACCAGGAAGCUGACUCGUGUGGAGUCGAGUCUGAGUCGAAUGGAGUCGGGUAUGCCUCGGGUGGAGUCGGGAUUUAGUUUUGACUCAAGCAAGCUGAGAAUUAUUGUGUCAACCGACGAACCUAAUGAAUCUGGGGUUGAGUUAACAAGGAGCAAAAUGGAUUUGGCGGCGACACGGCAUCUCAGACCAUAAAAUGGCAGUACUAAAACGGGGAAUAGAUAGCAAGGGGCAGGGAAACGGGGUAGGAUAGGAAAAAGAGUGGUUAAUUAAUAAUAUAAUUUUACCAAUAUAAUAUACUUCAACUUGGGAUGAAGACUAAUAGGCUCCUUGUUCUUAGUGCAAGGCAUCUGUGAUAUAUCCAAGCUACAUAGCACAAGACACACUAGAGGACAAUAUACAGUAUAACUUUAUAUAAUUUUAUACAUAUUUAUAAUAUAACAUUUUCAAAUAUUAUAUAUUUUUAUGUUUUCAAUAAAACGGAUAAAGCUACAUUGAGUCAAAGCAUUAGUAGCAUCGGUAGUAAAAGCAAUUAAAAGCAUUUAUUUGCCUAA
Messenger RNA from Nematostella vectensis (starlet sea anemone), 1606 nucleotides. RefSeq names its product melatonin receptor type 1B. Gene Ontology annotation, biological process: G protein-coupled receptor signaling pathway. Lineage: Eukaryota; Metazoa; Cnidaria; Anthozoa; Actiniaria; Edwardsiidae. The record is from RefSeq and is a predicted model, not a curated record. Gene Ontology annotation, molecular function: G protein-coupled receptor activity. The transcript has a single exon. Gene Ontology annotation, cellular component: membrane. The coding region runs from base 120 to 1247 and encodes 375 amino acids.